This is a messenger RNA of Centruroides sculpturatus (bark scorpion), 2618 nucleotides long. Its product is annotated as zinc finger protein GLIS3-like. Gene Ontology annotation, biological process: regulation of transcription by RNA polymerase II. The record is from RefSeq and is a predicted model, not a curated record. Gene Ontology annotation, molecular function: RNA polymerase II cis-regulatory region sequence-specific DNA binding; DNA-binding transcription factor activity, RNA polymerase II-specific. The transcript is spliced from 11 exons. NCBI's taxonomy places the organism in Eukaryota, Metazoa, Arthropoda, Arachnida, Scorpiones, Buthidae. The coding region runs from base 273 to 2582 and encodes 769 amino acids. Gene Ontology annotation, cellular component: nucleus.
UAUCGUCCUUCAGAACACUAAUAUUUUGUCCUUUAGCAAACGUACCAAGUUAAUAUCUUGUCUAUCAAGGCAUAACUUUACCUAUCUCCACUUGUUGAGAUAAGGAGAUUAAACCAGUUACAUCGACGAUUGUACAUACGGGAUGACUUUUGAUCUGUACACCUUUGCAUUCUUAGACUUGGAUACAAUGGAUGCGAUUUCUUGACGGGCAUUUUUAUAAAACUUAGUAUUUUCGUCAUAAAACCGUAUGUCUUCUCAUAAAUCAAUAGUCCAUGACUGGCAUAUCCGGUGUGGUUAAACCAACCGGAAACGGAAGCGUUAACAUGUGUGGCAUUAUGGGAGAAGCAGAACGGAGCUUAAUGGCUCCUAAUUCGGCAAAAAUGAGAUCGCCUCGUCCUAGCAGAAUACCAAAACUCGCUCCCUUAACGUAUCAAAAUGUAAACAAUCAUUAUAAAACUCAACCAGUCAACGAACCACGUGUUGCUAUCAGGAAGCCGCCAUCUUGCAUGUAUAGUAAUCGAACCGAUUGCAUGUUUAAGACCGAAUAUGAUAAUUUAGCUGUUGGACAUUUCAUGCCACAAGCUGUGUUUAACGAACAGAUAUCAAAGACUUGUCAACCAGUAAACUCAGAAAUGCAUUUAGAUCCAGUCACUUCGAAUGACUGUUCGGCAGAAACCACCACUGUUGGACCUUUCAUUGAAUCAGCCGUGAUACCAACACCCGCUGACGAAACUCAAUUUGCUUCGUAUUAUCAAGACGAUUUAACUCUUUUAUCGGAACCUUAUUGCCACGAAGAAGUGUUAAAUACGAUUUUAGAAUCGGAGAAUUUUUUCGAAGAUAAUAAUAGUAAUCCUCAAAAUCAAAUUUUGCCUGAUUUAUUUCCUCAAUCUCAAACGUUAUCUUUCAGUGAUUUGUAUAGUUAUUUACAAGAAGAUCAAGACAACUGGAAUAUUUAUCCCGUUCUUCCACCCGUGUCUACGAAUAAAGAAAUGCCUCCGAGUAGUUCACCCCUGUCUCUAGCAACUUCUCGUUCUUCUUUUACAGGUAGGGGAAAUAAAAGAUCUCAUUCUAUAUCACCUUUAUCUGCAGAACUCAACGCUAUCAUUCGAACGUCACCUACUUCUUUGGUGUUUCUACCAUCUUCCAGAUGCUCUUCUAAUAGUUUAUCACCUUCACCGGGAGAAAAACCUGGCUGCUAUGGACAUUUAAAUGCUAGAAAUAGCGCUAGUCCACAUUCGAAUAACUCUGGAAGACGAAUUAGUUCGAUAUCGCAGUACGAAGAUCAAUAUUUGUUUUUGCCAGAGUCUAAUAAUCUAUGUAUUCUUCAAAAUGGUAAUCUUAACAAAGAUUGCUCUCAAGUUUUUCCUAUACCACCGCCUAUUCAAAAUAGGCCUCCUCCUCCUUCUUACGAUCAGUAUAUGGCUGCUCAUUUUCCUACCAAAAUCGAAUUGAAACCGAAAAUAAAUUCGAACGAAUCGAAAGAAAAUAAAGAAAUUUUGAAUUGUGGUUGGAUCGACUGCGGUGAACAUUUCGAAGAAAGAAAUGAUUUGGUCAGACAUAUCGAAUCGGCCCACGUCGAUCAACGCAAUUUCGUUUGCUAUUGGAAAGGAUGUUUUCGUGAACAGAGACCGUUCAAUGCCAGAUACAAGCUACUAAGCCACAUGAGAGUACACACAGGAGAUAAACCAAAUAAAUGCACAUUCGAUGGUUGCACGAAAGCUUUUCCUCGAAAAGAAAAUUUAAAAAUUCAUUUGAGAUCGCACACGGGUGAACGUCCUUACGUUUGUCAGUAUCCGGAUUGCGGGAAAACUUUCACUAAUUCUUCCGAUAGAUCAAAACAUCUGAAAACUCAUCAAGAAACGAAACCUUAUGCCUGUCAAGUACCUGGAUGCGAUAAACGUUAUACUGAUCCUAGUUCAUUGAGAAAGCACGUUAAGAAUCAUAUUAAUAAAAAAGAACAUGUACGGAAAAAAUUACGAAGUGGAUGCGAUGUGGAUGAUCUCACUGACUGUCUAACGGUACAGCCGUUGAAACUAUUUUCAAGUGAAGAAGCUUCUCCGACUGAUAAUGGAGUAGACAGUGGUAUCGGACGAUCUCCAAAAGGUUCUCAACCAGGAUCCACUUCAGAUCUUCAUUUAGGUAUUAAUAAUGUCAGUUGCCAAUCUAGUCGUAGUGCUAGUGAAUCGGCUAUACAUGCAUCUCCAGGAAGCCAUAAAAGUAAUUCACCAUUAACCGGAAUUACAGAAUGGGAGGAGAAUCGUAGCAAAAUGAGUCCCAAUGUUCCCGUACUGCCUCCAAUUGGAGGACGUCCGUAUACAAGUUAUCAUACAAAUCAAAUACUCAGUCCAGCACGUCCCACUUCUUGGUGCUUUCCUGGAGAAGAUCUGAAACAGCACAAGGAGCAAUUAUUGUCAUCGAAUUAUCAAAAUUCUGUGAUAUCAAAUCCAAACAUUGUUAUAUCUCAAAAAGGAACAAUGUGCAAUCAGCAAAUUAGAUGUCACAGUAAUUUUGCUGGAUAUAACAAUUUUACACCAAUUUCGUUGACCUUUGACGUGUAUCCAACACAAGAACAGUUAAGUUAAUGCAGUAUUUUUAAGAUUUGAUAAAAUACAUUGGAA